CGUAGAAUCCUCUGGCCAUAAGACAGCAGGUUGCCCCUGACUACCCAGAGGACGCGGAGCACCCCACAGAGGAACUUUAAAGGGACUGAAAUCUGUUGCCUGUUCCACUAGGAAUAUUGUUUGCAAGGCACAAGGUGUCUUUUGGUAGUGAGCACCCUCUGCGCAUGCGCAGGUCCAGUCGGGAAUUACUGCCCAGCCGCUGACUAAGUUGCAUUCCUUGAAUCUUCGCAGAAAAGACAAUUCUUUAAUCAGAGUUAGUAAUGUGGACAGUACAAAAUCGAGAGAGUUUGGGGCUUCUCUCUUUCCCUGUGAUGAUUGCCAUGGUCUGUUGUGCACACAGCGCCAAUGAACCCAGCAACAUGUCAUACGUGAAAGAGACAGUGGACAGAUUGCUCAAAGGAUAUGACAUUCGCUUGAGGCCGGACUUUGGAGGGCCCCCCGUGGACGUCGGGAUGCGGAUCGAUGUGGCCAGCAUAGACAUGGUCUCCGAAGUGAACAUGGACUAUACACUUACCAUGUACUUCCAGCAGUCUUGGAAAGACAAAAGGCUUUCUUAUUCUGGAAUCCCACUAAACCUCACCUUAGACAACAGAGUAGCUGACCAACUGUGGGUACCAGACACCUACUUUCUGAAUGACAAGAAGUCGUUUGUGCAUGGGGUCACUGUGAAAAAUCGAAUGAUCCGACUGCAUCCAGAUGGAACGGUUCUCUACGGACUCCGGAUCACAACCACAGCUGCCUGCAUGAUGGAUCUUCGAAGAUAUCCUCUGGAUGAGCAGAACUGCACUCUGGAGAUUGAAAGUUAUGGCUACACCACUGAUGACAUUGAAUUUUACUGGAACGGAGGAGAGAAAGCCGUAACCGGAGUCAAUAAAAUUGAGCUUCCUCAGUUUUCAAUUGUUGACUACAAGAUGGUGUCUAAGAAAGUGGAGUUCACAACAGGAGCAUAUCCACGAUUAUCACUAAGUUUUCGUCUAAAGAGAAACAUCGGUUACUUCAUUUUGCAAACCUACAUGCCUUCUACCCUGAUUACAAUUCUGUCCUGGGUGUCAUUUUGGAUCAAUUAUGAUGCAUCUGCAGCCAGAGUCGCACUAGGAAUCACCACAGUUCUGACAAUGACAACCAUCAGCACUCAUCUCAGGGAGACCCUGCCAAAGAUCCCUUAUGUCAAAGCGAUUGAUAUUUAUCUGAUGGGUUGCUUUGUGUUUGUAUUCCUGGCUUUGCUGGAAUACGCCUUUGUAAAUUACAUCUUUUUUGGUAAAGGCCCUCAGAAAAAGGGAGCAAGCAAACAAGAUCAAAGUGCCAAUGAGAAGAACAAACUGGAGAUGAAUAAAGUUCAGGUUGAUGCUCACGGCAACAUUCUCCUCAGCACCCUGGAAAUCAGGAACGAGACCAGCGGCUCCGAGGUGCUCACGGGCGUGAGCGACCCCAAGGCCACCAUGUACUCCUACGACAGCGCCAGCAUCCAGUACCGCAAGCCCAUGAGCAGCCGCGAGGGCUACGGGCGCGCCCUGGACCGGCACGGGGUGCCUGGCAAGGGUCGCAUCCGCCGGCGUGCCUCUCAGCUCAAAGUCAAAAUCCCCGACUUGACUGAUGUGAAUUCCAUAGACAAGUGGUCCCGAAUGUUCUUCCCCAUCACCUUUUCCCUUUUUAAUGUCGUUUAUUGGCUUUACUAUGUACACUAAGGUCUGUCCCAACAGUUCAAUUUAGACUACUUCCCUCCUCUCUUGGUUUUUAACCCUGCAGGUCACCAACAGCGACCCCGCUGUGUCUUCUGAAGUAAGAGAUACAGCCUCCCUUUGAGUUUAGGUCUUAGGUACCGACUUUAUUACUUCACCAUGUUUAUUUCAAGAAAAACAAAACGAAACCUACAACUGUUUUUUUUUUGU
Octodon degus (degu) is the source of this 1889-nucleotide messenger RNA. It is a transcript of the gene Gabrb1, whose product is annotated as gamma-aminobutyric acid type A receptor beta1 subunit. Gene Ontology annotation, cellular component: GABA-A receptor complex; neuron projection; membrane. NCBI's taxonomy places the organism in Eukaryota, Metazoa, Chordata, Mammalia, Rodentia, Octodontidae. The record is from RefSeq and is a predicted model, not a curated record. Gene Ontology annotation, biological process: regulation of membrane potential; signal transduction; chemical synaptic transmission. The transcript has 9 exons. The coding region runs from base 261 to 1685 and encodes 474 amino acids. Gene Ontology annotation, molecular function: GABA-A receptor activity; extracellular ligand-gated monoatomic ion channel activity; neurotransmitter receptor activity.